AUGGCCUCUGCCAGCGACAUUAUUACCCUCACCAGCUCUCUCGCCCUGCGCUUUAGCAUCUGGAUCUUCUUGCGCUGGAUACCGACCACUAUCGUGCCACCACUCGCUACCGCCUUGACCCUGGUCUACAUACCCUCUUUUUUCCUCAGCUUCCAGGACACAGCCCAGUUCAAGGUCAUCUCUGAUGAGCUCGACGUUAUUGUCAAGGAGACUGUGGCGCGGGGCGAAUCCUGCUCCUCUGAAUCCUCGUCUGAAGAGAUAGAACUGCUCGAGGGCGCAGAAGACGGGUCGCUGCAAGAGCUAGACGUGCAGGAAACAAUUAAAUAUGAGGAGAGGGAGCCCAGAAUACUGCGGACGCUACUCACAGGUCUUCCAAGUCCCUCUUCGGCCCUGUGGAGCUGGGUAACCUUUGCCAUCAACAUUGCCCUGAUAUCUAUGGCAUUGGAUGUGAUGUUGCGCGCACCUGUGCUCUACCCGUGCCAUGAUGCGUCAUUUGCCCGCGUUGGCUAUGUUUCGGAAAACAGCGCAAAAUUCCUCGUUCGAGAACCAUAUACCUUCGAUGUAAGAGUCAGGUUUCGUCCGGUGAACGCUGUCUCUGGUCCAUGGAUGCAAAAAACUCUCUGGGCAAGCCACCCGGGGUACUGGCUGACCAAUGAUACCGAUUUCACUGCAGCCAUCACCCUCGAGCAUCUUCAUUCUGACACAGCCUAUGAGUAUAUUGUAGAGGUUUCGAGGGGCAAUGUAACAGGCACCUUUACCACCGCCCCUCGCGCUGGUCAAAUUUCGCAAUCAAAGGACGACAAAUACACGUUCGUGCACUCCAGCUGCAUCAAGCCGCGCGUUCCUUACACACCUCUUCAACAUCCGCUUCACUUCCCCGGAAUGGCACAUCUUACCAAAUGGUUGCCUGAACUCCGGCCCUAUUUCAUGCUCUUUCUAGGUGACUUCAUCUACGUCGACGUCCCUCAACGAUUGGGCAAAGAUGCGGAGGCCUAUCGUCGGGAAUAUCGACAAGUCUAUUCUUCUCCCUCCUGGCCUACAGUGGGCAAUAACCUCCCCUGGAUCCAUGUUAUUGACGACCAUGAAAUCCAGAAUGAUUGGAGUGGCAAUACCACGGGCGUCUUUAGCGCUGCGUAUGAUGCCUUCACAAACUAUCAUGUGGUAGCCAAUCCACCUGCGGUCCGAGAAGGUCACACAUACUUCAUGUUCACACAGGGUCCAGCGCAAUUCUUCCUCAUGGACACUCGUCGCUAUCGUAGUCCGGAGAAUAGCAAUGCUGCAGAUGAGACCAAGACUAUGCUUGGAGAACCGCAGCUGUCGGACCUCCUCCAUUGGAUAAGCGAAUCGCCUCCUCGAGGCAUACACUGGAAGAUCAUCGUCUCCAGCAUCCCAUUCACUAAGAACUGGCAGUUCGGUUCGGAAGACACUUGGGGCGGCUAUCUCUUCGAACGCCGUAAGAUUCUAGAGGCGGCUUGGGACCUCAGCUCUAAGAUGAGUAUUGGAGUUGUUAUUCUCAGCGGCGACCGCCACGAGUUCGCAGCCACCUCAUUCCCGCCGCCAAAGGAUUCAAAAUGGCCCGUCAGCGCAAGCGUCCACGAGUUCAGCACGAGCCCAUUGUCAAUGUUUUAUCUGCCUUUCCGCACCUACGGCGAGAUCGACGAUGAGGAUGUCUGCAUCAAGUACUUACCCGACGGGAAUAGCAAGUUUGGCGCAGUGGAGAUUACGGCUCCAGCGAACAGUGAACAGAGUCUUCUUAAUUAUAGGUUGUUCAUUGAUGGAAAAGAGGCUUGGACGCAUGUGAUUUCGACUCCACCUGCGAGACAUGGCAGUGCGAGAGCGAAAGACGCUGUGUGGGGAUGA
Messenger RNA from Lindgomyces ingoldianus, 1860 nucleotides. RefSeq names its product Metallo-dependent phosphatase. The transcript is spliced from 3 exons. Lineage: Eukaryota; Fungi; Ascomycota; Dothideomycetes; Pleosporales; Lindgomycetaceae. The record is from RefSeq and is a predicted model, not a curated record. The coding region runs from base 1 to 1860 and encodes 619 amino acids.